Molecule: messenger RNA, 3221 nt
Organism: Polypterus senegalus (gray bichir)
Lineage: Eukaryota; Metazoa; Chordata; Cladistia; Polypteriformes; Polypteridae
Gene: apmap
Product: adipocyte plasma membrane associated protein
Exons: 9
Coding region: 158-1402 (414 amino acids)
Biological process (GO): biosynthetic process
Molecular function (GO): strictosidine synthase activity
Source: RefSeq, a predicted model, not a curated record
CCGAAUCUUCAGUCUGCCGCCGAGCCCUUCUCGUUGAGUGGGCGGGAAGCUGCCUGCCUCCCUUCUUUAGCGUCUCUGCGCGCCACACAUGGACUGUACGCGGAUGAAUUGGGCGCUGUAAACAUUGCAGAACUUUCCUGGAGGCAUCGUGUGCAAAAUGAACGAGACAGAAGGACUGCGACAGCGGAGGACAAACAGACCGCGGAUAAUCACAGAUGAAGUCCAGGGGCCCGCCGUUAAAACCAGCACAUACAGCGGUAGAGUUUUCCGCAUGACUUUUAUGACCCUGGCCAUUGCACUGCUGGGACCACUGAUUGCUGCACUGAUUUUGUUGGAAUCUCCAAUAGAACCUCAGCUUUUAAGCUUUAGCGAGCCACCUGUUAUGUCCGGUUCGUUGGAGGUGAACAUUAAGCUAAGACAAGCAAAAAGACUUUUUGAAGACCAGCUUGUUGGACCAGAGUCCAUUGCAAAUAUCGGAGAUGUUCUCUAUACUGGAACGGCCGAUGGAAAGAUCAUAAAAAUAGAAGGCAAUAGCCUGCAUAUGGUGGCAACCCUAGGAAGACCUCCCUGUGGUUCUCGAGAGAAUGAGCCAACCUGUGGACGACCUCUGGGUAUUCGUGUAGGCCCAAAUGGAACUCUGUUUGUAGCUGAUGCUUACCUCGGCUUGUUUGAAGUUAACCCAGUUUCAGGAGAAGUAGACGUGCUGGUGUCUACACAGAAUCCAGUGAAAGGCAGACCGCUGUCCUUUGUGAAUGACCUUGAUAUUACACAGGAUGGGAGGAAGAUCUAUUUUACAGAUUCCAGCAGUAAAUGGCAAAGGAGGGAUUACGCUUAUCUUGUCAUGGAAGGCACUGACGAUGGACGGCUCUUGGAGUACGAUACUCUGACCAAGGAAGUGACUGUUCUGCUUGAAGGACUCAGGUUUCCCAAUGGAGUUCAACUUUCGCCAAGUGAAGACUUUGUUCUUGUGGCAGAAUCAACCAUGGCAAGAAUACAGAGAUAUUAUGUGUCUGGACUGAAUAAAGGUGGCGCUGACUUAUUUGUGGAAAAUCUUCCUGGUUUUCCAGACAACAUUCGGCGUAGCAGUUCAGGAGGAUACUGGGUUGCAAUGUCAGCUGUGCGUCCCAAUCCUGGAUUUUCCAUGCCUGAUUUCUUAUCAGAUAAACCCUGGAUUAAAAAGGUUAUUUUUAAGCUCUUUAGUCAGGAGACGGUGAUGAAAUUUAUCCCUAGAUACAGCCUGGUGUUGGAGCUCAGUGACAACGGCGUCUGCAAGAGGAGCUUCCACGACCCAAAUGGAGUUGUGGUGACGUACAUCAGUGAGGCGCACGAGCACGACGGCCAUCUCUACUUGGGCUCCUUCAGGUCCCCCUAUCUCUGCCGGCUGGAUUUAAAUGAGCUCUGAUUGGGAGGGAGGUUUCUUGCUUUCCAUCUGGUUUACUGUUAACACCCUCAUCAUUUAUUUGAAAAAAAAAGAAAAAAAAAAGUGUCGCCUCCACGUUGAACUUUGUGACUGCGUGUAUUGGCAGCAGCGUCAAUGCGUCUGUCCUUUUUCCCCCCAUGAUGCUCAGUUUUCACGACAGGUACACACCACUGCAUGCCUUCGAUUCGUUUGUCUCCUAAAUGAUGCCCCACCAAAUCUCGACCGUGACCCUCACACAGCUCCGUGUCAUUUGAGAUGCGCUGCUAACAAUUUUCUGUUCCAUUGGCGGUCUGUCGUUUCUGCAGUCCUGGCUUCACCUUCACUCCCGAUUGCAAGCAUGUGUCUCAGUAAAGGAAGCCAUAUACUAUGAUUGAAUAAUCAGGUACUCGUGAAAAAAAGAAAAAUAUAAAUAAUUCAAUAAAAGCAUGUGCGGUUUUAAAACACAGGCUUACGACUGUUUCUUGUAAAUAGCUCCUGUCAGGUUAGCAAUAAAAAGAUUUUUGAUAAAAAAAGAAAGCGAAGUGACCACUCGAUCAGGCUGGCAGCGAGCCGAUUCUAUCAGGCUAUUAAACCAUUCAUGUGUUCAUCUCAAAGGGUUAAAAACAACGAAUCUGAUCAUUUGAAUGUCAUUUCGAGACACCAAGCGCUUUGCUACGCUCUUCAUAACGCUAACUGAAUCGUUUCAACAAUGACGACCUUCAGCGCUUUACUCCUGUUGUAGCCGAUUUGUGUUUCCUUUGGCUAGUAAUGGAGUCCGAUCUCGUUUUUUUUUUACUGCACUGGGUUAUUAUCAAGCGUAAUUAUUCAGGCGUUGGAAGGACGGAACAUUCAGUGUGAAACUCCUUCAUGUUCAGCGCAUGUUUGACACAAACAGUUGCAGCUCCACACGCAUGCGUAUUACAGAAUGGCGAUCAGAAAGCAAACCAGAAGUGAAUUGGGUAAAAACUAAUAAAUGAGCUAAAAGAAGCGCCGUUCACUCCACUGGUAUUCGUUUCAUAAGCCCGUUUUGUAUUCUGGGAUGUUUGUCGGAUUUGCUGCUGCGGUGUUCGUACUGUCUGACGAUGGCUGCGUGGCCUCCUCGUGGAUAAGACGAGCAGACUCUCUGGUUUAUUGAAACACAGUGACAUUGAGUCAUGGCCUCUGUCAUCGGCCGGUCGUGUCUCGUCACUAAUGCUGUUGACAUCAGUUUCACCCUCACAGAAUUGCUUAACUGCUUUGAUCCAAUUUGACAUUUUGUUUCAGUCGUAUCUUUGUCAGUUAUGAAGGGAUGCAGUAUUGCGCUUUGAAGAAUACACGCUGCCUUACUGGGAUAAAUCAUAGAAUGGCUACGUUGGGAUUAUUAUGAGCCACAUAACCCAAAUCGGGAAUAAGCAACUAACGGAACAACAAUCAUGACAUUGAAAACGCGGUUACUCACCCAUGGGCUCGUUCGUAAGGUCACGACAGCGAAGUGUCUUGCUGCUCAGAGUCACGUGAUCCGUCACCCCCGUCACGUGCAGCUGUCUGUCUCGCCUCAGUGCGUCUUAUUUACAAGAAUUUUCUUGUCUUUCAGCACUCAAGGAUAGGAAUUGUUGACAAAAGGUUGACUUCACUAAUGGCACCAUGGACGACCAUUAGCAUUAAUAAGGUGACAUUAAUGACCUGAUUGAAAACAAGCAACUGCAGGAUUGUGAGGUAGUGGCCCAAAGGGUGAAGGGGGCACCACAGAGUUUUAUGAAAAUGAAAUCAUGUCAUUGGGCUUAACGGUCUUUCCAUGUUUGUGUAAUAAAAUUGGGAAUAAAGAGCAAAUUUGUCAAUCAUA